Molecule: messenger RNA, 1310 nt
Organism: Brienomyrus brachyistius
Lineage: Eukaryota; Metazoa; Chordata; Actinopteri; Osteoglossiformes; Mormyridae
Exons: 4
Coding region: 33-785 (250 amino acids)
Source: RefSeq, a predicted model, not a curated record
CGAGACAGAGAGAUGCUUGGAAGAAGACAGAAAUGGCGCUUCACGUUCUGGGAGUUUUAUACCUGUUCCUCCACACCUCUGUCGGGAUAGCAGCCGAGAGUCUGGUGGAUCUAGAGACAGCCUCGACCCUGCUGACACCGUGCUACACCCGGGUGGCGCUGCACUGCAACAUUUCCUCGCAGGCGGAACUCUCCGUCAAUAGACUGACUUGGAUUGACGCGGCCAGCCAGACGGAGCUGUGUGUCGUCAACAUGAAUAAUCUGAUUUCCUCUGGGAACCACAGCAUGAAAUGCGAGUACAUUCCCCAGAAGAGGCUCUCGCUGACUUUCAGACACGUUCAUCCGGAGCAUGAGCGAACAUACAAGUGCAGCCUGAAGUCCAAUCGAGGAAUCAAACAGGCCACCACCAAAGUUAAGCUACAAGAUUGCUACAGAAACAAAUACCUCAACUUAUCUGCGUCGUGGGCCACAUGCCAUUUCUCUGGUGUUUAUCCCGAGGGGGAGGUGCACUGGUUCCAUGGCGACAGGAAUGUGACGGAGCACUCGGACAGGCAUCCGACUAGGCGUAACCACGACGGGACUUUCAACGUGUCCAGCAGCCUGCACACCGGGCAUUCGUCCACUGUAUGCUCCCUGUGGAUCCCCAGCUCUAAGGUCUACCUGGUGAAGCAACCUACAACUAAGCUGAAUUCACUCAGCUACAGAUCUGACAGCUGCAGAGCUGCGGCCGCCCACACCUUCAGCCUAGGGUUUGGGUUAAUGCUGACCAGGCUCCUUGGGCCAUAGUCAUGCCAGGCUCACGCCUGGGAAGCUUCUCUCCUGCUACCUCAUGUGAGGAAAAACGAACAAUGAAAAAUUAACUAAGCCUGGUGACCAGAAGCUGGUGGUUUGAGAAGCAUUUCCUCUGUCUUUCUUCAUGUUUUCUGUCAUAUUGCUGUUUAAAAUUCUGAAUUGAGAUUUUUUUUUUUUUUUUUUUUAUGAAGUCCCGUGAGUAAUUACUGCACAAACAAUAAGAAGUUAUUAGCUAUGGAGUUUGUCACCUGUAAAAUAAUGCUGCUGGUGUGUGGGUGCAGUGGUUAUCGCCAAACAGUCAGCCUAACAACUGCUGUAUAUGUCUUCCAGUCAUUCUUCAGGGAAAAAAAACAAUAAUGUAAAUGCAACGUUUAUUUUGUUUUAUGCCGUCUUUUCACCAUUGUGAUCAUAUGUAGCAUAAUUAAGCUAGAACCUUCAAUAACAAUGAUCUCUGCAUGUGUAUAUCUGCAACUUGUGGUCAGGAUUUUAUCAUAUAUCAACAAUUAAAACAUAUUGAGU